This is a messenger RNA of Nematostella vectensis (starlet sea anemone), 3818 nucleotides long. Its product is annotated as gamma-tubulin complex component 3 homolog. Gene Ontology annotation, molecular function: gamma-tubulin binding; microtubule minus-end binding. Gene Ontology annotation, cellular component: equatorial microtubule organizing center; centrosome; spindle pole. Lineage: Eukaryota; Metazoa; Cnidaria; Anthozoa; Actiniaria; Edwardsiidae. Bases 122 to 2893 code for a protein of 923 amino acids. Gene Ontology annotation, biological process: spindle assembly; microtubule nucleation; cytoplasmic microtubule organization. The transcript is spliced from 22 exons. The record is from RefSeq and is a predicted model, not a curated record.
UAAAUUAUGCGCAUAGCGUUUGAGUUUUGGCGCGCAGCAAAUAUGGCGGAAAAGUGAACGAUAAAAACAUCAAAACAAGUUUAAAAACAUCACCACCGGCCCCAACACAAAAUAAUACAGCAUGGUGGAAACUACAGAAAUUGACCUGAACUCUCCUCCGAAGCUACUCUACGCUCUUUGUUGUAAAAUUCUUGGAAAAGACACGGCCGCGAAAGAUGCACAAGUUUCGGAGCAUUUUCAGUACGCUCUUCGAGUUGUUGGAAGCCGCAUGGAGUCUGCAGUAGGGAAUGAUGAAUUUCGAGUGGUAGAGAGAGUCAAAAGAAAAUUGGUCAAGGAGAACAGAGAAUUAGACGCUGCUAUUUUCUCAGAGUUGUACAGGAAACUUGCAUCACAGGCUGUGAUGACCAACAGAUGGGGGAUAUUGUGCUUUUUACUAAACAUCAGUGAGGCGAAAUCUAAUGACAGCAGUCAAAAAACACAGACUGACCAUUUCUUUGGGCAUGGCCUACCCCUUGCAUCGACCUCCACCCCAGCUACAGGGGUGCCACCUCUUCCUGGCUCCCGUGCUAUAUCUUUGGUUCACUCCUCCCACAGCAGCGGUUUUAGUAGCAUUCAGUCAAGUGGUACACGCCCAGACUCGACCUUAUCAUCUGUAACCCCUGGCUAUGGACAUGCCGCACAGUCUGUCAGAUUUGCUGACCAGGUGUCAGUGAGAGGUGCAGAGGGCACUCAGCUGGCAUCAAUGGUGGCACAGUCUCUGGCUCUCUCACAACAGAAGCAAUCAGGCUUUCAAGAGAGUCAAACACCCGGCCGACAAGCUGUUGCCAAGUUAAUCAGUUACAGUGGUGACACAAAGAAUACAUCCUAUGAAAUCUCUGAAGCAGUCCUUCUCAGGGAAAUUAUCUACAUUUUCCAAGGCAUCGAGGGCACAAUCAUAAAACUAGAUCCCACAACAGAUGCGUAUAGGAUAAGUAACAAUGUGGGUGUGCCCAAGUCAGUGCGUGACCUUGUCAACAAGCUUGGUGAGCUUGGCUGGCUCUAUAGAAAAGUGAGGAAAUACUUAGAUGCACGUUCUGGUGACAGAGCGUUGGGUCUGGUUGGUCAAAGCUUCUGUGCUGCAUUGCAACAGGAGCUAUCUGAAUACUACAGACUUAUGGCGGUGUUGGAGGGGCAACAGCAGCUAAGUGACCAGGGCGUGGUGGGUGAAGGUGCCAGUGGGAGUUUAACCCUCAGGAGACUUGUGAUAUGGACAUAUGACCCUCUGUUACGCUUACGCACUCUGGCUGCUCUUGUUGAUACAUGUAAAGGAAAAAAGGGUGGAGCCUUGUUGUCGGCAAUCCACACCUACAUGCAGCAUGGAGACCCAUUUGUAAGGUCCCUUGUUAAGCAUAUGUUAAACUUGGUGGCCCGCCCAAUCAGGACCAUCCUUGACCGGUGGGUGUACGAGGGAGAGCUGGAAGACCAGUAUCAAGAGUUUUUCAUUGAGGUUGACUACACUGUGCGUGACGAGCGGCUGUGGUUUGAUAAGUACUCCUUAAGAAAACAAAUGCUGCCUUCAUUUAUCCCAAUCGAUAUGGCCACCAAGAUACUUAACAUUGGAAAAUCAAUCAACUUCAUACGACAUGUCUGCCAAGAUCGCAGCCCCAUAGGCACCAGUGGUGAACAAUCUUUGGGCAGGACGAAAUCAGAGGAGAACGCAGCUGCUGCUCAACUGACAGCAGAUGAAGAGUUCAGUGGCCCUGCCCUCCAAGAGAUGAUUGACACUGCUUAUAGCGUGACCAGUAAAAAGCUUUUAGAAAUCCUCUUUACCAAAUACCAGUUCCUGGACCAUUUGAAGGCCCUGAGACUUUAUAUGCUGCUUGGCCAGGGGGACUUUAUCCGUCACCUUAUGGACCUUCUGGAACCAGACCUUGCAAAGCCAGCAAGUACACUGUACAUGCACAAUCUGACUGGGGUGAUGGAGACAGCUAUACGGGCUACUAACGCCCAGUAUGAAAAUCCCGAGAUCCUCAAGCGAUUAGAUUGCAGGCUACUAGAGGUGUCCCCAGGUGAUACCGGAUGGGAUGUGUUCAGUUUAGAUUAUCAUGUUGAUGGUCCAAUCAGCACGGUCUUCACUUCAGAAUGCAUGAUCCACUACCUGAGGAUUUUCAACUUCCUGUGGCGGGCUAAACGGAUGGAGUAUUCCCUCACAGGCAUAUGGAAAGCUCAAAUGGAAAACAGUCGCCUUAUUGAGACAAUCCCUGAAUUAUCGCCAAUACUUCACCAGUGUCAUACUCUGGGCUCCGAGAUGGUCCACUUCAUCCAUCAGAUGCAGUACUACAUCGCCUUUGAGGUGCUUGAAUGUUGCUGGGCUGACCUUAAGAAGCGUGUGACGGAGGCCAGCGAUCUAGACCACAUCAUCGCGGCGCACGAGACUUUCCUGGACCAAGUCAUUUCCAGAUCUCUCCUGGAUACCGAGUCUAAGAGCAUGCUGGCCCAGUUGCGGACCAUCUUCGACCUGAUCGUGCAGUUCCAGCACGCUCAGGACGAGCUUUACGCCGCCUCUGUCCAGGAAGUGGAUUCCAGGAAUAGACUGAGGGCCGCAGUGAACAGGAAGACUGAUCAGGGCGACUGGGGUAUGACAGAUCAAGACGAAGAAGAAGACCGCAAGCGCUCAGUGCACUUUGUAGAUCACAUCAUCCCAGAGAUCAAGGCCCACAUCCGAGUUUUAUACCAGUCAUACCAGGACAUGGUCCAGAAGUUCCUGAUGAUGUUGACGAGCCAUCAAGAUGUCAGUCUCCGGUUUCUCAGCUUCCGUCUCGACUUUAACGAACACUACAAGACCAAGGAACCCAAACUGACGUCCCCGCUGACGCAUCGGUUCAGCAAGAGAUAUAAGAAGGUCGACAACUAGCUUGCGGUUCAGCUAAAGUUUCGACACAUGAUACGUCUACACAUGAUACGUGUUGCCCGACGCGUGCAACCCUGUAAAUGACCACGUGCUUUGUCUAGACGGACUCGUGCGGAGUCUAUUUGAACACGUCAUAUCUCUAGCUGAUCACGUGCUGUCUCUAGAUGGAUUCGCGCCGCGUCUAGUUAAACACGUCAAAUCUAUAGCUGAUCACGUGAUAUGUCUAGAUGGGCUCGUGCCUCGUCUAGAUGAACACGUUAUAUCUAUAGCUGAUCACGUGAUAUGUCUAGAUGGACUCGUGCCUCGUCUAGAUGAACACGUUAUAUCUCUAGCUGAUCACGUGCUGUCUCUAGAUGGACUCGCGCCGCGUCUAGUUAAACACGUCAAAUCUAUAGCUGAUCACGUGAUAUGUCUAGAUGGACUCGUGCCUCGUCUAGAUGAACACGUUAUAUCUAUAGCUGAUUACGUGAUAUGUCUAGAUGGACUCGUGCCUCGUUUAGAUGAACACGUUAUAUCUCUAGCUGAUCACGUGCUGUCUCUAGAUGGACUCGCGCCGCGUCUAGAUGAACACGUUAUAUAUCUAUCUGUUCACGUGCUAUGUCUGGAUAGACUCCUGUCACGGCCGAUUGGACACGUCCGAUCUCUGGAUAAUCAAGAAACUUUGUGUGUACAUAGAGUGAAGUGUACCCUGUUUUCCGAGGCCGAAAGUAGCUUUACCUACCCCCUUUUCGGGUAAAAAGUAAAUAAAAAGUCUUUCCAGAGUAAGUUAAGUGACUCUGAAAUCGGAAUUUUUGAAAGUAUAACUUUUAUUGCACAAUAACUUGCAGCAACACUAGGGUGGAAAAAUUGAUAGCUAGUAGUACUUUGAAGUUUUUUGCAAAGGACGAAAAAUAAUAAUAAAAGACAACAGCAGAAAAUAAUUACAUUA